Messenger RNA from Naegleria gruberi, 1506 nucleotides. RefSeq lists its product as uncharacterized. NCBI's taxonomy places the organism in Eukaryota, Heterolobosea, Eutetramitea, Acrasida, Naegleriidae. The coding region runs from base 1 to 1506 and encodes 501 amino acids. The record is from RefSeq and is a predicted model, not a curated record. The transcript has a single exon.
AUGUCUGAUGAUGAAUUUGUUCAGAAACUUUCAACAAUGGAAGAAAAUUCGGAUCAAGUUGAUGUUGGUGAUCAUGAAUUUGAAUUAGCAGUGAAUCAAUUGGUAAAGCUUCUCGGAGAUACAGAUUUAAAUAAUAGCAAGGCAUUGGAGAUUAGUAACUCUAGAAUUUCACAUAAUUUAUCGAAAAUAGGAUUGCAAAAUAUGAACAGUAGUGUUGUAGAUUUUAAAAGUUAUCUAGAGAGUCAUUCUAAAAACAAGGAAGAUUCACCUAAGAAGGAUGCUGUGUUAGGCCCCGUAUGGGAGUCAGUCGCUCCAAGCAUUAAGUCAAGAAUGCAAAGAUCUAUAUCCGCCUUUAGAGAGCAUUUAAACCAAACAGAAGAUCCAAACGAAACCAUUUACAUAUUGAAUAAGAUAAACAGUGAAAUCAAUGAAGAGAAACCAAAGAAGGAAGUUGGUCAAGAAAAGUGGGACGAGUUGGCGCAAAGAUUAAAUAGACCAUACGAAAAAAAGGCAAAGAAAAUAGAGAAAAUUGUUAAUGAAAGAGAGGAGGACUAUUGUAAGAAUAAUACAUUUCAACCAGUUAUCAAUGAAAGAUCACGACAAUUGAUCUCUCCAGGAAGUACACUUGACGACAGAGUAUCCACCUUUGUAGUAGAAAAGAUGAAACAUAUUGAAAAGAAGAAACAAGAAUUUUCCAAAAUUGAGGAGAAUGAGCUAAAAUUCAAACCUGAAAUAACUAAAAAGUCUCAAAAGAUGAAUAGAGAUGUGACAGUUCUUCUUAAUUGGAGAGAAGAAAAGAAAGAACGCCUCAAAAGCCUAAAGGAUCAAGUUAAACAAAAGGAAGUUGAUGGAUGUACAUUCAGACCAAAUUUAAGUAGUAGAUCCAGAAAGAUAGCAGAACAAACAAAAAAGACACCAAGCACAUUUCAGACCUCAAACGACGUUUUUGAGAGGAAUUACGAAUGGGAGUUCAUCAAAAACCAUAAGAAACGAAAAUAUAUAGAGUCUUACAUCAAGCAAGAGAAAGCCCAACACAACCCUAAUAUCACAAGUAAGGCUUCCAACUUGAAAAGAUCUGAACCUUUCGGUGAUAGGCUAUAUAAGCAAGGUCUAGAAGGUCUCGAAAAGAAGGAGAAGUUCAGAGAAACUUUCCUUCAUAAUUUUUACCAAAAAAGAGGCCAAGGUAUUAUCCAUAAGGAUGAUGAUUCUUACUUUGGAGAUGAUGACAAUAUUAGUGCAGGUACUUCUGACAGUAACUUUAGUUUGACAGAUGACCAAAUUUUUGCCAUUAUUAAGCAGUAUGAAUUGGACACUGACAUUCCAAACACGAGUUGGUCUCCAAAGAAAGAGGUUGAACCUUCACCAUCUAAAUCUCCAGAAAGAGAGAAUGAAUCUGAUGGUCCACAUAUUUCAGAUCCCAAAGAAAGAUUUGCCAGAACACUGGAAACAUUGAGAUUAUUCCACAAAUAUAAGAAUCAAAAAGAUCCAAACGAUGGAGAUCUUUAA